Molecule: messenger RNA, 810 nt
Organism: Didymodactylos carnosus
Lineage: Eukaryota; Metazoa; Rotifera; Eurotatoria; Philodinida; Philodinidae
Source: the annotation of a GenBank genome assembly
AUGUGGCAGAAAUACGCCCACGACGAUGAAUUAAACUCUUCUGCAAACAUUGGAAAAAUACAUCAAGAGCUGAGCUAUUUCUAUCGAGACAAGUUAAAAGACAAGAACCUAGAAAAUACUCACUACAAUCAGGCAAUCAAGUGGUACAGCAGCGCUCUUGAAAAGUACAACACAAAUCCAGCAGAAGUAGCUACAGUAUACGAAUCCAUAGCUGUGGCUUAUCGAUUGAAAAUGCAGAUAGAAGACGAUGAUAAAACAGCAAACGCAUUAGCAGCAAUUGAACAUCAAGAAUUAUGUAUGCAGCAAUUGUUAAUAUACUGUUCGCCGAAUCGUAAGAAAGUCGGUGAUGCACUUAAGGAACUGGCGCAAACCAUCGGUCUUUGGGACGAAGGAGUGACGAACUCUCAGAAAGCUUUGGAUAUCUAUAUCUAUCAGAAUAGUUGUUAUAAUUAUGACGACAUAGUAUCCUUAUGCACCGGCAUCGUUGGCAUCUAUACUCAUCAGAAAGGAGAAAAUUAUGCUCCAGCACUGAAGUAUCAGUUGUUGAAGCACGAGUUCGAAGUGAAGCAAUUGAAUGAGAUCGUAGAAGAUGAUGGUGAAGAUCAAGUCUAUCAUAAGCACACAGGCAUUGGCUGGAGUCACGAAGAAGUGGCUGAUAUGUAUAUAAAAUUGGGGGAGUACGAGUUAGCUUGUCAGAAUUUACAGUUAGCAAAGAAAAUAUAUGAAGGGAGUGAUCCAAAUGAUAGAGAGGAAUUAAAUUACUAUCUUGAAGAGAAACUGAGAAGUAUAGAAUCGUUUUUAGGAAAAUAA